ACGGCGACUCGGAGAGGGGGGUUUUGGUAAAUUGCACGAUCGUCUUGGGAUCCACGUAUGGGCCCAUACCACAGACCGACCCUCGAAAGAACCAUCCGGGACCCUCCGAAGCUUCCAAGAUCCGCAUCAAAUCAUUUCUGGCGGUUUCGAAUUCAACCCUAGCUGUCCUUCCCCACAUAAAUGUACAGUACACAUGUGGCAUACGGGCCGUGGGGUUUCUGCUUCCUCUCCAGCCCAUUUCUACAACGAUGAUGAUGCGAAGAAUCGAGUACGGCUGGGGGAGGCCUGAGAUUGCUGUGAAUAUAUGUCAAACCCCGUUACAGGUGGUGGGUGGGUGAUCCAUGACGAUCGCGUCCAAUUGCACGGCUGGAGAGUCAUUAGAGCGGCCGUACGUCGCCAACGCAUGGGGUAAAAUACUGUAACAUGAUUUCCCGGCCGUCCAGAAGAGUGAGUAUGGUCGAAGCACAUGGUCUAUCCCCAGAACAGAAAAAGGCUUUCGACGACAAUGGUUAUCUAGUGUUACCGAACUUCUUCCCGCCGAAGGAUGCCCAGAUCUUGCGGGACAGAGCGGCAGUCCUGCUCAAGGAGAUGGAUUUGGACAGCCAUCCCAGAACCAAAUUUUCAACAGGAGAGACGUCUGCACAUGUUGGGGACGACUACUUUCUGAGCAGCGGGGACAAAGUUCGAUUUUUCUUUGAGGAGGAUGCUUUCGACAAGGACGGAAACCUGCUUGUAGACAAAACGCGAGCGAUCAACAAGAUUGGACAUGGCCUGCAUGAGCUUGAACCGGCAUUUAAGGCAUUCUCCUCCCGACCUGAAGUUCAAGGUGUUGUCCGCAGUCUAGGUUACAAGGAUCCACGCAUCCUGCAAAGCAUGAUGAUUUUCAAGCAACCCAAAAUCGGUGGAAAGGUGCCCCCGCACCAGGAUUCCACCUUCCUGUACACACAACCGUUAUCUGCGACUGGACUGUGGUUUGCGUUAGAGGAUUGCAACCCAGAAAACGGGUGCAUGUAUUUUGCCCCAGGAUCCCAUAAGCGCGUACCUGUACACAAGCGGUUCGUGCGAAAGGAGGGCGGCGGAACGGAUUUUGUGAAUCUCGAUAACAAAGAAGUAUCCCUGCCGUCGGAGGAUGAAUAUGUGUGCGAGCCAACGCCUGUUGGUACCCUUGUCUUGAUCCACGGAUCGGUGCUGCAUGAGUCCACGGCAAAUCGGUCUGACAAGAGCCGAUGGAUUUAUACCUUCCAUAUCAUUGAUGGAGCUGCCGAUUACCCUGCGGACAACUGGCUUCAGACACCUGGGAAGCCUUUCACAAAGGCGUUGUAGAGUGAGGUCAUAGGGCGUAGAUUGAAUAGCAUAUACCUUAGACUCGCAGUUUUUGCAAAUAGAGCAAAUGUGUUGUUUCACACCGCCCGGGAACUAAC
Molecule: messenger RNA, 1421 nt
Organism: Fimicolochytrium jonesii
Lineage: Eukaryota; Fungi; Chytridiomycota; Chytridiomycetes; Spizellomycetales; Powellomycetaceae
Exons: 7
Coding region: 424-1323 (299 amino acids)
Source: RefSeq, a predicted model, not a curated record